CAUCCGGAAGUCACGUUCUCAUGCUUUCCCCUUUGCUUUCACUGAGCCAGGCUGGCAUUCAGCUCCUGCCAUGAAGCUUCUGAACAUGGCUGGAUUCUUCGCUCUGGUGCCCAUUUUGGUGCCAGCUCUGGAGCCCAUCACCACCUCACUUGCUUUCUGUGGGGCAGCUGUCAUGUGGCAGCUCUUCUCCCCUGCUUCCUGGCUCAAGUGCCGCUUCCUGGAGUGCUGCAAUAUGAAGGACACCCUGGACAUCCCAGCCCUGCAGAUGGUUUUGGAACAGAAAGUAUUUGGGCAGCACCUCGCCACCCAGGUGGUUCUGAAAGCACUGAGCGCGCACUCCAGAGACAAACAGCCCAGGAAGCCCCUGGUGAUGUCCUUCCAUGGCUGGACUGGCACUGGCAAGUCCUUUGUCAGCAAGAUCAUUGCACAGAACCUGUACCAGAGUCAUAAAGCAAGAAGGAGCUUCGUCCAUCAGUUUGACGCAGUGUUGCAUUUCCCACACGCUGAACAUAUAAAGCAGUAUAAGGAGCAGCUGCAGAACUGGAUUCGAGGGAAUGUCAGUGUCUGUCCGAGGUCGCUUUUUAUUUUCUCUGAAAUGGACCAGAUGCCGCAUGGUCUGAUUGACUCCAUCAUGCCGUACCUCAGUCAUCACGAGGCUAUUAAUGGCGUCUACUAUGGCAAGGCCAUCUUCCUCUUCCUGAAUAAUGCAGGAGGGGAUAAGAUAACAGAGGUGGCGCUUGAUCAUUGGAGGAGGCAGAAAGGAAGAGAAGAAAUUCCCCUGACGGACCUGCAGUCUAUGCUAUUCGCUGAGAUUUUCAAUAACAGGAACAGUGGUUUUUGGAAUAGCAAUCUGAUCCAGAAGAACCUGGUGGAUUAUUUCAUCCCUUUCUUGCCCCUGGAAUAUAAACAUGUGAAAGAGUGCAUCCAAGAGGAACUGCGCUACCAAGGGCACCAAGAAGAUGAAGACCUCAUCAUAAAGAUUGCCUUAGCAAUGUCUGACUAUCCCAAUGAAGACAGAAUCUACUCUAGCAAAGGUUGCAAAACUGUGGCCUCAAAGGUGAACCUGGAUACCUAGAAGGGCCAAGUGCUCAAGGACAAGGAGGAAAAGAAAGCAAGUCUCUUUUUCCUUCUUCCACCAGUAUCUUCUCAAACUGUAAGUUUGUUGGGGCAGGGAACUGCCCUUUAAUAUAUCUAAGCCUGUGGCACAUUGUUACUGGAGAGAAAAGAUAACUUCCUCAUCUCAGCAUAAUACAGUACAUCCUUUCCCUACCUUCAAAACAUGCUGCUGUAAGUAAAAUAAAAUGAAUAUGGUAUUUAUUCUUAA
Messenger RNA from Dermochelys coriacea (leatherback sea turtle), 1324 nucleotides. Its product is annotated as torsin-1A-like. The record is from RefSeq and is a predicted model, not a curated record. Gene Ontology annotation, molecular function: ATP binding; ATP hydrolysis activity; kinesin binding. The coding region runs from base 71 to 1075 and encodes 334 amino acids. Gene Ontology annotation, biological process: nuclear membrane organization; protein localization to nucleus. NCBI's taxonomy places the organism in Eukaryota, Metazoa, Chordata, Testudines, Dermochelyidae. Gene Ontology annotation, cellular component: endoplasmic reticulum; nuclear envelope; endoplasmic reticulum lumen. The transcript has 5 exons.